AUGUACUGUCAAUUUAUGAGUGAGUACGAAAUGUUGGGUCAUAUGAAUCGCAUAGAUAGCGUUGAUUAUCCUAACUACUUCUUACCUCAUCACGGUGUUUUUAGAGAAAAUAGCUCUACUACAAAACUGCGAGUCGUAUUCAAUGCUAGUGCUGCCAGUUCAUCAGACAAAUCACUCAACGAUAUACAAUUACCCGCCCCAGCUCUCCAAAACGACAUACCAAAGUUAGAGCUCUGUGGCGCACUAGUAGGUGCAAAACUUUACAAAAAGGUGAUCGAAUCUUUACGGCUAACUUUCAACCGGGUCUUCUUCUGGACCGACUCUACUAUUGUCAUCAGUUGGGUCCAGAUGUCACCGCAUUUACUGAAACCGUUCGUACAAAAUCGGGUCACAGAAAUAAACGAACUUACGAAUGACUCUAUCUGGUUCCAUGUUGCUAGUGGAGACAAUCCAGCUGACCUAUUAUCGAGAGGGCUAAAUCUCGACAUGUUGGCUAGUUGUGAUCUGUGGUGGACCGGUCCGCCUUAUCUACGAAAUCCUCAUUUCAACAUUCAGGAUCAUGUAAAAAGUGUCGGUAACGAAAAAUCUUACAUAAACGUUUUACCAGAGUUAAGGUCUCAAGACGCAUCUAAUUUUAUUUGUGUUCGUUCAGAAGUUUUUGUUCAAUUUGAAAAUUAUUCAUCUUUCAAUAAGUUAAGACGUACUUGGGCAUAUGUAUUACGUUUUCUGAACAACACACGUAACCGUAUCCACCGCAGUGAUAAGUCAAUUGAUCAGCUUGAUUGUCUAUCCGUAGACGAAUUGAAUGCGUCGGAACUCAUUUUAGCUAAAUUCGCCCAGAUGCAAUCGUUUCCAGAAUUAUACGAACGAUUGUUAAGUAAUUUACCAAUUAAAUCCAACGGCAAGGAGAUGAAUCGUAUAUCCGGUUUGAAUGUAUUCUUAGAUGCUCAAAACAUAAUACGCGUUGGUGGUAGACUAGGUAACGCAACUACUUUCGAUUAUGACAAGAAACAUCCUAUACUUUUGUGUAACAAACACCAUUUUUCACCUCUCACGCCUGGCCAUUUCCUUAUUGGCCGACCAUUAACUGCUCCGCCAGUCGAGAGUUUACUGGACGUCUCUACCUCAAGACUAUCUCGCUACCAUUACAUUGAGCAGCUACGUCAACAAUUCUGGCAGCGCUGGUCUCGAGAAUAUGUGUCCGAACUUCAACAACGGACUAAGUGGAAGACGCAACAGAAGGACAUUAAACUGGAUGCUUUAGUCAUUUUAAAGGACGACAAUUUACCGCCUCUUAAAUGGAGAUUGGGACGAAUCAAACAAGUAUAUCCGGGUGCUGACGGUGUCUCCCGGGUGGCAGAUAUCUACACAGCAGCUGGGGUAACAAGAAGAGCAUUUUCUAAGAUAUGCCCUUUACCACUGCAGCCAGAAGAUAACUAA
Messenger RNA from Achroia grisella, 1440 nucleotides. RefSeq lists its product as uncharacterized. The record is from RefSeq and is a predicted model, not a curated record. Lineage: Eukaryota; Metazoa; Arthropoda; Insecta; Lepidoptera; Pyralidae. Bases 1 to 1440 code for a protein of 479 amino acids. The transcript has 3 exons.